AAACAUGGCGCAGGGAAAAUUUAAGUCGAAAGGAAGUCUUCCAAAAGGAGUUAAGGGGAAACAAAGUCAUAAACAUAAAAACUCAGGACCUAAAAGAGGAGCUCGAGUUAUUGCUCCAAAAAAGACAAAACAGAUUGAAGCAAAUAAAAUCAAGAAGGGGUUGGAGAGAAAUAUCAAGACCAGCAUGGAACAUGAGGCAGCAAUGAAAGCACAGUCAGUAGAACCCAAACAGUUCAAACUCGUCAAACCGAGCACAUCUUCUGCCAGCAGCUCAGACAAAGGAAGCAAUGUUAAAAAGAAAUAAAAAGGCAAUAUUUUUUA
Molecule: messenger RNA, 321 nt
Organism: Saccostrea cuccullata (small rock oyster)
Lineage: Eukaryota; Metazoa; Mollusca; Bivalvia; Ostreida; Ostreidae
Product: leydig cell tumor 10 kDa protein homolog
Exons: 3
Coding region: 5-304 (99 amino acids)
Source: RefSeq, a predicted model, not a curated record